GCUUGUGGGGUCCUAAACUCAUACCGCUGAAGUCUCUCGGGGGCGAGAGUGGAGCGGGGGGUGGGGGGUUGGCUCGGCUCUCAGUUCACGCUUGCGUAUCAUGGCGGCGGAAGGCCCCGAGGCCCCAGCUGCUAUGGCAACGGAGAACAGGGAAGGCCCGGAGGUUCCAGCUGCCAUGACAACGGUGCCCGGCGUGACGGAGCGGUAUUUUACCCGUUGGUACAAACCAGAUGUAAAAGGUAAUCAGUAUGAGGACCAUUGCAUAUUGCAGCAUUCUAAUAGAAUCUGUGUCAUCACUAUAGCAGAUGCCCAUCCUCUUCUUCAAAAGAAAAAAACAAUUCAGAGUAUUAGUUACCAGAUCAGUGCCAACUGCAGCAGGCUGCAAAAUAAAGUCUCUGGAAAAUCUAAACGGGGUGCUCAGUUUUUAACAGAACUCGCCCCUCUGUGUCGAAUUUUGUGCUCUGAUGGAGAAGAAUAUACUAUAUAUAGCUGUAUAAGAGGGAGAUUGAUAGAAGUGAAUGAAAAGAUUCUGGACAAUCCAUCUCUUCUACAAGAAAAGCCUUCCACAGAGGGAUACAUUGCAGUUGUUUUACCAAAGUUUGAAGAAAGCAAAAGAAUAACCAAGGGGCUUUUGACGCGAAAAGAAUAUGAAGAUAUUUUGUCAAAACGUUUUAAUUCCACAUGAUAGAAUACACAGAAUGAGAACAAAAUAUUUCAUAGCAGAAAAAUGAAUUGUUUAAGACAGUUUCCAGUUUAUCCCAUGAUAAAGUGACUUUAUGGGUUUUCAUACUUAAAAUUUGGAAUAGCAACAUGACUGAAAAGUUGUUCAUUUUCAGCCAGAUGAGGCACAAUCAAGACAGUUUUUAAGCACCCAGAGGCUCCUUUAUUAAUAAGGGUAUCAAUCAUGUACUUAAAUUUCUCCCAGUGAUCUCAAUAGAACUUCAAAAUACCUUAACUGCAGUUCGACCAUAACAGUACUGUUGUAUUUAAAGGAGCAAUGCCAAAAUACUGCCUUGUUUCUAAUGUCAAUAAAAUCUUUUAUUUACCAGUU
This is a messenger RNA of Elgaria multicarinata webbii, 1051 nucleotides long. RefSeq names its product actin binding transcription modulator (gene ABITRAM). Gene Ontology annotation, biological process: dendrite morphogenesis; regulation of actin filament polymerization; regulation of filopodium assembly. Lineage: Eukaryota; Metazoa; Chordata; Lepidosauria; Squamata; Anguidae. Gene Ontology annotation, molecular function: actin filament binding; actin monomer binding. Bases 101 to 685 code for a protein of 194 amino acids. The transcript has 6 exons. The record is from RefSeq and is a predicted model, not a curated record. Gene Ontology annotation, cellular component: nucleus; lamellipodium; dendrite.